Molecule: messenger RNA, 2918 nt
Organism: Kogia breviceps (pygmy sperm whale)
Lineage: Eukaryota; Metazoa; Chordata; Mammalia; Artiodactyla; Physeteridae
Source: RefSeq, a predicted model, not a curated record
GGGAGCUCGGAGUGAAGGUCUGGCUGCCGGGGAUUUCUUGGAGGCCUGCCUGCUUUCUCCUCUUUAUCUUUUGUACUGGAAAAGCUCUUUGAGGAAGAGGAGGAAGGGGAAAGCAGAGGAGUCAGGAAUGACUCUUUCUCAGGUAAAAUCGUAUUUUCAGUUGAUUCACAGUCUGUCCUUGUGAGAUGCCCUUCUUUGGACUCGUUAAUCUUCCCUGACUCUGAAGUAUCCCGCCUGACAGUUGUACAUCACAGUCACCUGGGUCCUUCCCUCAGUCCCUGUCGUCUCCACUCGGAUUUCACACCCAUGGAUUGGAGACGGAGUGUCAAUGCUCCUGGGCCUCGGGGAUUGUUGAGAAGCCCCAUCUGGAUGCACUGUCUGAUCUCUGUCAACCAGGAUAAAGAAGCUGCACAUGCAUGUCAGGCACAGUUGACCUUCAAGGAUGUGGUCAUCGAAUUCUCUCCAGAAGAGUGGGAAUGGCUGGACCCUGCUCAGAGGGUCUUGUACAGGGACGUGAUGCUGGAGACCUACAGGAACCUGCUCUCUGUAGAUCUCUCUCAUAUACACAUGAUCAAGAAAUUACAACUAAAAUCAAACACUGAUAUAGGAGGAAUAUUCCAAACAGUGAGGUUGGGAAGCCGUGGAAGCUGUGAAAUCAAGCAUUUUUACCUACGGGAAAUACAGGAGACUAUGCGUGACCUUGGGUGUCAGUGGAGAGCCGAUGAAAGAAAUUACAAAAAUAUCCCUACAUCCCCUAACAAAGAUGUCACUUAUAGAAGAGUUCGACAUGGUGGAAGGGAUUCAGGAAAGAAUCCGAUUGCAAAUAGGCUGGCCUUAAGCUUUUCGGAUGAACUGCAUAUGUUUAGAAGUAAACAGAAAACUUAUGAAUUUCAUCAAGCUGACAAGAGCAUCAACAAUAGUACCUCAUUUUCACCAUCUCAAGAAAUUUCUCCUACUGGCCAAUCCAAAAUUUCUAAUAUACAUGGGAGUGAUUUUAUGCAUCUUUCAAUAAUGACAGAAGACCAGAAAGCACACAGGGAAAGUCCUUACAAAGGUAAUGAGUAUGGCAAAACCUCUCCUCAGGGCUCAAACCUCAGUAGACAUCAGAGAAUCCACACAGGAAAGAAACUGCGUAAAUGUGAUGUGUGUGGCAGGGUCUUUAGUCGAAAUUCACACCUUGUGAGUCAUAGGAGGGUUCAUACUGGAGAGAAACCUUAUGAAUGCAAUGAGUGUGGCAAGAGGUUUAGUCAAAAUUCACAUCUUACAAGUCAUCAGAGAAUUCAUACUGGAGAGAUGCCUUAUCAAUGUAACGUGUGUGGGAAAACCAUUUAUUCUACCUCAGGCCUCAGGAGACAUAUGAUAAUCCAUAGAGAAGCUAAGCAAUAUAAAUGUGAUGUAUGUGGCAAAGUCUUUAAUCAGAAUACAGUCCUUGUAGUUCAUCAGAGAAUUCAUACUGGAGAGAAACCUUACAAAUAUGGUGAAUGUGGCAGUGUCUUUAGUCAAAAAACACACCUUACAAGUCAUCUGGUAACUCAUACUGGAGAGAAACCUCACAAAUGUAAUGAGUGUGGCAAGCUUUUUCGGGAUAGGAGAACCUUUACAAGGCAUCAACAAAUUCAUACUGCAGUGAAACCUUACAGAUGUCACGAGUGUGGGAAGUUCUUUCGUGAGAAGCCAACCCUUGCAAGGCAUCAACAAGUUCACACUGGAGAAAAACCUUACAAAUGUAAUGAGUGUGGGAGAGCCUUCAGUCAGAAUUCAAACCUUGCACGCCAUCAGAAAAUUCAUAAUGGUGAGAAACCUUACAGAUGUAAUCAGUGUGGCAAGCUCUUUAAUCGAAAAGGAAACCUUACAGUUCAUCAGAGAAUUCAUACUGGAGAGAAACCUUACAAAUGUAGUGAGUGUGGCAAAGUGUUUAGUAAAAAUUCAAACCUUGUGUGUCAUCAGAGAAUUCAUACUGGGGAAAAACCUUACAAAUGUAAUGAGUGUGGCAAAGUCUUUCGUUACAAACAACGUCUUCGAAUUCAUCACAGACUACAUAAUGGAUAGAAACCUUGCAAAUGUAUUGAGUGUGGAAAAGCCUUUACUCAGGUCUCCACCUUUGCUACACAUCAGAAAAUCCAUACUUAAGAAAAACCAUAUAAAUGUGUUGUAUGUGGAAAGGUCUUCAAAAUUCAAACUUUAAAAAAAAAUUCAAAUUUGAAAAUUCACACCUUACAAUUCUUUGGAGAAAUCACAGUGGGGAGAAUCUGUACAAGUAUCAUGAGUGUCGUAAAGUUUUUGUGUGUGCAGCCUCUCUUACCGCCAGAUAAUCUAUAAUGGAAAGAAACCUUGCAUGUAAACUGUCUACAUGUGUUUAGUCAAAAUUCAUACCUUAUAAUCUGCCCAAGAAUUCAUACUGGAGAGAAACCUUGCAAAUGUAAUGUGUGUGGCAAAUUCUUCAGUUUGCCCUUAAGCCUAACUGAACAUCAGGUAAUCCACGAUCUUGAGAGAGUUUAACAGUGUAGUGAAGUGUCAAGGCAUUUACUAGGUGUCCACAUUUUCGGCUUUACUAGAAUACUUAUUCUGGAAAGAAACCAGAUAGAUGUAAUUAUUGUGGCCAGGUCUUUAGAAAAGGAAUUGAUACACCAAGUAAUUCAUUCUGGAGAUUACCUCACAGAUGUUAUGAAUGGGAAAACCUUUCCUUGGGGCUAACAGCUCACCAGGCAUCAGAAAAUCUAUGCUGGAUUAUUGUGAAAUUAUUCCUCCUAUGUUUGCAUCUUUGCCACUGUGCUAUUGUCUGUCCCAGAGAAAUCCCUGUUUGAGGUGGGAGCACUUCCCCCACUUCUCAUAGACUCUGCCUUUUAGUCUCAAAUAGCAAAAUACUCCUCUGAUUGCUUUCUGGUGCCAGGACUACCUGCUUAGCUUUUUUUUUUUUU